Molecule: messenger RNA, 1696 nt
Organism: Aspergillus aculeatinus CBS 121060
Lineage: Eukaryota; Fungi; Ascomycota; Eurotiomycetes; Eurotiales; Aspergillaceae
Product: DUF914 domain membrane protein
Exons: 5
Coding region: 383-1696 (437 amino acids)
Biological process (GO): transmembrane transport
Cellular component (GO): membrane
Molecular function (GO): transmembrane transporter activity
Source: RefSeq, a predicted model, not a curated record
GUUCCAUAAGGUACACUACUAACAAGAAGAGUGUGUGUCCGCAACUGUAAUCAUCAUCCCGGGACCCCACGCAUUCAAUAUCCAUGGAACCUUUGAGUGGAUAUGUAAUAAGCUACCACUUCAGCCUCAAAACGGACGAUCUCUAACGUAGGGGAGCGAAAGAAUUGCAUUGUUGUCUCCUGCCUCCGGGUCAUUCCGCCUCUAUCCACCGUUGAUAGCGAAGGAACAGGAUGUCCAUGACCGAGAUCGGGGCUCCUACUCAGUUGGGCAGCGACCAGUCCCCAAGCUUAACCCGAGACUGCCUGAAGACGGUUGCACUACCGAUACGGAUCACUGCGCCUGUGUUCCCCCUCGGUCAAUAGAUGAACCAAGGGGAGGGGCGAUGCGGAUGGGUCAUGUGGGGGAUGCUGCGUCACCAAACAUGCUCGAUUCUUUGAAUCAUGCCGAAGCAAAUCCGCCAUUACCCUCCAGGAAUGACGGGGGCCUGAGCUGUGCGGUUGUCAUGGACUCGGAACACGCAACAACAGCGAACCCUCCCACCGACAAACAGCAAAGCCCGCUCGCCUACCUGACCACCCGAGAAUUCUACAUCACCCUCCUCCUGGGUCAAAUCCUCGCCAUCACCAACACAGCGUGCAGCACCUUCAGCACCCUCUUAGCCGACCGAGGCGUCUCCCUGCCGGCCACGCAGACCUUCUUCAACUACCUCCUGCUGACCGUGAUCUUCACCUCCUACACAAUCCACCGCCACGGGCUCCAGGGCUGGACCCAGAGCUUCCUGUCUCGCGGUUGGAAAUACCUCCUCCUCUCCCUCUUCGACGUGGAAGGCAACUACUUCCUCGUUCUGGCCUACCGCAACACGACCCUCCUCAGCGCCCAACUCAUCAACUUCUGGGCCAUCGCCAUCGUGGUCCUAAUCUCCUCGACCGUCCUGGGCGUGCACUACCACCGACCCCAACUCCUCGGGAUCUCCAUCUGCAUAACGGGGAUGCUCCUCCUCCUCUUCUCCGACCGCACCCCACCCGCCUCCGCUCACAACAAACUGCUCGGCGACCUCUCCGCCCUAAGCGGCGCAACCAGCUACGGCCUCGCCAACGUCCUCGAAGAAGUGCUGGUGACCACCGCCCCGAUCGCCGAGGUGCUCGGCCAGAUGGCGCUGUGCGGGGCGUGCAUCACCGCGCUGCAGGCCGUGGCGCUGGGGGAGCUGUCCGCCCUCCGCAGCAGCAGCACUGUGUGGGAUGCAAGGGUCCUGGGGUGGUGGGCCGCGUACACGCUCUGCCUCGCCGCGUUCUAUUGUCUGGUGCCGCUGCUGCUGCGGCGCGCGUCCGCCGCGUUCUUCAACCUGUCCAUGCUGACGAUGAACUGCUGGGGGGUCGCGGUCGGCGUGCUGCUUUUCCGGUAUCAGGUCGGCUGGGCGUACCCCGUGGCGUUCGCGUUGAUAGUCGCCGGCCAGGGGGUGUAUUUUCUCGGCGCGGCCCCGGUCUCCGGCGGCGGUGCGGGCGGGGGCGAGAAAAAGAAGCCUUGGGUGAGAUCCUAUUCUGGGUCGGGGAGGGUGGAUACGGGACGAAGGGGCCAGAGGCUUGGAGGAUUGGAGGCUUUGGAGGAGGAGGAGCCGUGCGCCGCCGAGCACUCUACCGAGGGUGGGAGACAAGUGGGUGGCCGAGCAAACAUCCAAGCAGUCAAGAUGGAUUCAUGA